AGCCCAGAACGACCUUUCCCCUCUGACCCUUCACCCGCCCCUGCCAACUGACAGCACGGAGGCGCGGAACGCUGGCCUUGUCGCUAGCCGGUCGCUUAUGGAUGACGUCAGGGCCUCCGGGAGCUGCCAGCAUGGAAGAGGCCGCGGCGGGAGGCGGCGGCGGCGCCCCUGCCCCUGCCAUGGGACUGGCUCUCGGGGAGCUGCUGGGGGACGAAUGUUACGCUGAUUUUUUAAGAGAGGACUUCGAUGUAAAGGCUUAUACUUCUCAAUCUAUUCAUCAAGCUGUGAUAGCUGAACAGUUAGCAAAACUUGCUCAAGGAAUCAGUCAACUGGAUAAAGAGCUACACUUACAAGUAGUUGCAAGACAUGAGGACUUAUUGGCACAGGCAACUGGGAUUGGAUCUCUGGAAGGUGUCCUUCAAAUGAUGCAGACUAGAAUUGGUGCUCUACAAAGUACUGUUGACAGAAUAAGAGCCAAAAUCAUCGAUCCAUACAACAAAAUAGUGUCUCGCACAGCACAGCUAGCAAAGCUUCAGGCAGCCUGUGACUUGCUGCGGAGAAUAAUACGCAUCUUGUAUCUAAGUAAGAGACUUCAAGGACAGCUGCAAGGAGGAAGCAGGGAAAUAACAAAAGCUGCCCAGAGUCUCAAUGAACUUGAUUAUCUUUCACAAGGGAUAGACCUCUCUGGAAUAGAAGUAAUUGAAAAUGACCUGCUUUUUAUUGCAAGAGCUCGACUUGAGGUUGAAAAUCAGGCUAAACGGUUACUUGAGCAAGGGGUAGAGACUCAGAAUCCUACUCAAGUGGGAACAGCACUUCAGGUUUUCUACAACCUUGGAACUUUAAAGGAUACCAUUUCUAAUGUAGCGGAUGGAUACUGUGCAUCUCUAGACGAGAAUAUCAACAAUGCUUUGGAUAUCAAAGUUUUGACACAGCCGUCCCAGACAGCUACAAGAGGUGGCCCUGGCCGAGCUGUUAUGCCAACGCCAGGAAACACUGCAGCUUUCCGAGCAGCCCUCUGGACAAACAUGGAGAAACUCAUGGAUCAGAUCUGUGCAGCCUGUGCACAGGUGCAGCACUUGCAAAAAGUACUGACAAAGAAGAGAGACCCUGUUUCACAUGUCUGUUUCAUUGAGGAAAUAGUUAAGGAAGGCCAGUCAGAUAUUUUGUACACAUUUUGGACUGCAGUAACUCAGACUCUUUCCUCUCAAUUUCAGAUGGCAACAGACUCUUCUGUAUUUUUGAAGCAAGCUUUUGAAGGAGAAUACCCUAAAUUACUGAGACUUUAUAAUGACUUGUGGAAGCGCGUACAACAAUACAGUCAAAAUAUUCAAAGAAAUUUUAAUUCAAGUGGAAAUACAGAUCUUUUUGCUGAACUGCAACAGAUGGAAGAAGAUGCACAUGACAUUUUCAUGCAAAAGAAACAGGAUUAUGAUUCAGAAAAAGCCUUGAAAGAUUCAUUGCAACCUUAUGAAGCUGCUUAUUUGUCAAAGUCAUUAUCUCGACUCUUUGACCCCAUCAACCUUGUAUUUCCCCCUGGGGGUCGGAAUCCUCCUUCCACUGAUGAACUGGACAGCAUCAUUAAAACUAUAGCAAGCGAGCUAAAUGUGGCUGCUGUGGACCCAAACCUCAGUUUAGCUGUUUCAAAAAACGUGGCAAAGACCAUACAAUUAUAUGGUGUAAAAUCUGAGCAGCUUCUGUCCACCCAAGGAGAUGCCAGCCAAGUGAUUGGACCCCUUACAGAAGGACAGAGAAGGAAUGUGGCUGUAGUGAAUUCACUGUACAGGCUACACCAAUCAGUGCUGAAGGUAAUUUCCAGCCAGAGUUCAUUCCCAGCAGCUGCUGAACAAACUAUAGCUACAGCCUUAAAGACAAUCCAUGAUCUCAUGGGUAGUGCUGUGCAACCCUUACUGAACUCGGUAGGAGACUCAGUGGAGGCCAUUAUCAUCACUAUGCAUCAGGAAGAUUUUUCUGGAUCAUUAUCCAGCUCAGGAAAACCAGAUGUCCCUUGUUCUCUGUACAUGAAAGAACUACAGGGCUUCAUAGCAAGAGUCAUGAGCGACUACUUCAGACACUUCGAGUGUUUUGACUUUGUCUUUGACAACACAGAAGCCAUUGCUCAGAGAGCAAUUGAACUUUUUAUUCGCAAUGCCAGUCUACUGAGACCCCUUGGUGAAGGUGGGAAAAUGCGACUUGCUGCUGACUUUGCACAGAUGGAGUUAGCAGUGGCCCCACUCUGCAGACGAGUGUCUGAUCUAGGAAAGUCUUAUAGGCUGUUGAGGUCAUUCAGGCCACUGCUGUUCCAGACUAGUGAGCAUAUUGCCAAUAGUCCAGCUGUGGGAGAUAUUAUUCCAUUCAGCAUUAUUCUUCAGUUCUUAUUUACAAGAUCACCACCUGAAUUAAAAUCACCAUUUCAGAGAGCAGAGUGGUCCAUUGCCCGUUAUUCCCAAUGGCUUGAUGACCAUCCUUCUGAAAAGGACAGACUCAUUCUCAUAAGAGGUGCACUGGAAGCUUAUGUUCAGUCGGUAAGAAAUAGAGAAGGAAAGGAGUUCGCACCAGUUUAUCCCAUAAUGGUUCAACUGCUGAAGAAAGCGAUGUCGACACUUCAGUAACAGCAUCCAACCCCAAUGCUACUCAAAUUCUAUACUGUUAAUUGGGCACUGACAGAUGAAUGCUUAUAGGGUUAAUAUAAAUAAUUAUUUUCAAAAGUGCUAUUAGAAAAAACCCAUCUAAUAAAGGUUCUAACAUCUUCUUUUUGUACUCUGUAUUCCUCAACUUUGUCUAAACAGUAGGAAAUGUUUUAUUGUAAUGGAAUAAUAUAAUUUCACACAAUGAUUCUCAGACCAUAUUUGCCAAAUAUUUUCUAAUAUCCUUUCUGAAUUUAGAAGUUAAAAAACAAAAAUUAGGACUUUCUCAAAUGUUCUAUACGCUUCAGUAAAUGAAUUCUAAUAAGUAAUACCUACACAUUUAGCUAUUUUCCUGUAAAUAUGGCACAAAAAAGAGCGUGAUUAAAUAUUAGUGAUAUGCAGAAAGGUAGCUUUUUUUCAAUGUUAGAAUGAAAGGGUCUAAACUUCAGUAGAGUUAGAUCAGUUUGUCUAACAUUCCAUGUAAAAAGCAUUAUUUAUCUCAAAAUAAAGUAGAUUUGAUUCUCUGCACCAUCAUUAGCGCUUUGAAGUUGAUUUUGAAUCUUUUUGCUACAAGUGUAAUAAAGAGCAUCUACUAUCUUUUGAUCUUGAAUUCAAUAUUUCAAAUUCAAUAAGUGGCUUCCUUAUUACAAAGCAUCAAACAUACAAGAUGUGUGCAGUAAAAAUCUCCUACACAUUUGGUUCUUUAUGAAACUACACAAGGCUUUAUACAGAUUUGCGGUAAUUAAAAUGUGUAUUUCUGCACACCUGACUUAAUGACUUUUUUUUAUAUAAACUAAAGAAGACUAAACACCAACAAGAAGUUUUACAAAUUUAUUUGAAAUAAUAUACAAGAAUAUAGUGUGCAAAAAUCUUAGGGGCAACAUCCUGUAGACAUGUCAUGAACAAUUAAUUUACAGUUGUGAUUCUUAAAAAAGAAACACACUGCUUGUUUAGUAACAUGAAAAGCCAUGAUUGUAAAAGUUUACAGCAAAAGCAGCUGUAAUUCUAAUGUAUCUGGUCUAAUUUUAGACAGUUGGAGGAAAAAAGUAAAGUGCAAGUGUUGCACCUACAUAAGUGCAAAGUUUGCCCCCACCAUAAACAUAUAUUAUGGCAAAAUAAAAUAUAAUCAUAGAAUAUGUGGCAAAGGAGACAAAACACGAAGUUAAAAGUACAAUGGUGACAAUUAUCAUUUGCAAUAUUUUCUUGAGAUAAUGCAAUGCUAUUAAUUCAUUUCAUCCUGACCCAAGCCAUUAUUUCCAUUGGAAAUAAUAGCUCACAGUAUUGUCAGCUGGUGCAAAAACAUCACACCAUGGAUAUAAAUUUUACAUGUGGCACCCUACUAGGCAACUCUCUUGCUAUGGUACACUACACUGUCCACUUACCACAAUCUGGUAGCUUGUUGGCAUGGGGCAGACUGGGAGUUCACAGGUUAGUACUAAUGCUUUUUGCCAUUUCAGGAAAUCCCAGCUCCCAGAAUCAUAAUUAAUUAUAUGGCUUGUGCAAUACAUAUUAAUCAGCAAUAUAAAUCAAUGUAUAAACAGCUGUUACAUAUUUUAAAAUUCCCCUUUUUGUACAUUUUAAAAAAAACAUUUAUACACAUCUCUUCUUUUUCCUAAUUUACUUAGCACCACAGGAUAUCCAUUUUCAAGCCUAUAUUACCUGAUAGACAUAUAUGAAGUUUGGAAGAAAAAUAAGGCAAUUUGGUUUAAAAUGUUGAUAGUUUUAGGUUACUGAAUGCUCUAUUGUAAAAAGCAAAUCCUCACUCAUGUUAAAUCAUUUUCUGACUUGAUAAUGCCAGCAUUUUGUGGUCUCACAAAUUCACAACAAAUGGUAAGACCUUGAUCUUCAUAAAUCUCUCCAUCAAGUGUCAGCCGUUUAGUUAACAAUAAAAUUCUGAUUUAAUGUUGUUGUGAGCCCUGUAAAAACAGUAACAAAAGAGAAACCAGGUUAGCAAUUACAAAUCAAAGAGAAAUACAGAUGCAGAAGUAGUAUGAGAUGUGAAAAGGAUUUAUUUACAGAAUGUAGAAAAGUACUUGCAUUUGCUGAUCAAGAUGAACAUGC
Dermochelys coriacea (leatherback sea turtle) is the source of this 4685-nucleotide messenger RNA. It is a transcript of the gene COG5, whose product is annotated as component of oligomeric golgi complex 5. Gene Ontology annotation, cellular component: COG complex. The transcript is spliced from 22 exons. NCBI's taxonomy places the organism in Eukaryota, Metazoa, Chordata, Testudines, Dermochelyidae. The record is from RefSeq and is a predicted model, not a curated record. Bases 102 to 2609 code for a protein of 835 amino acids. Gene Ontology annotation, biological process: intra-Golgi vesicle-mediated transport.